This is a messenger RNA of Microcebus murinus (gray mouse lemur), 1670 nucleotides long. RefSeq names its product abhydrolase domain containing 8 (gene ABHD8). The record is from RefSeq and is a predicted model, not a curated record. Gene Ontology annotation, molecular function: lysophosphatidic acid acyltransferase activity; carboxylic ester hydrolase activity. Gene Ontology annotation, biological process: lipid homeostasis; phosphatidic acid biosynthetic process. Gene Ontology annotation, cellular component: mitochondrion. NCBI's taxonomy places the organism in Eukaryota, Metazoa, Chordata, Mammalia, Primates, Cheirogaleidae.
GCCGGCUCGUCCCGCGGCGGCGGGACGCCCUGCACUGACCGCCGGGGCCCGCGCGCGCCCUCGGCCCGCGCCACCAUGUAAACGGCACCGGCAGGCGCGCGCCGGUUCCUCCGCCCGGGACCCCUCCGCCCCGACCCGGGCCCCGCGGCCCUCGAUGAGGACACGCCAUGCUCACCGGGGUGACCGACGGCAUCUUCUGCUGCCUGCUGGGCGCGCCCCCCAACGCGGUGGCGCCGCUGGAGAGCGUGGAGUCCAGUGAUGGCUACACCUUCGUGGAGGUCAAACCCGGCCGCGUGCUCCGCGUGAAGCACGCGGGACCCGCCCCAGCCCCCACCCCGCCCCUGCCGCCGCCGCAGGACGCCGCGCAGGGGGACAGGUCUGGCUUGGUGCGCUGCCAGCGCCGGAUCACCGUGUACCGCAACGGGCGCUUGCUGGUGGAGAACCUUGGCCGGGCGCCCCGCGCCGACCUCCUGCACGGGCAGAACGGCGCCGGGGAGCCGCCGGCCGCGCUGGAGGUGGAGCUGGCCGACCCGGCGGGCAGAGACGGCCGCCCGGGCCCGGGCAGCGCGGGCAGCGGCAACGGCAGCAGCGGGCGGCGGCGGCGCGCGCGGCGCCCCAAGAGGACCAUCCACAUUGACUGCGAGAAGCGCAUCACCAGCUGCAAGGGCGCGCAGGCCGACGUGGUGCUCUUCUUCAUCCACGGCGUCGGCGGCUCCCUGGCCAUCUGGAAGGAGCAGCUGGACUUCUUUGUGCGCCUAGGCUACGAGGUGGUGGCCCCAGACCUGGCAGGCCACGGGGCCAGCUCCGCGCCGCAGGUGGCCGCAGCCUACACCUUCUAUGCACUGGCCGAGGACAUGCGCGCCAUCUUCAAGCGCUACGCCAAGAAGCGGAACGUGCUCAUCGGGCAUUCCUACGGCGUCUCCUUCUGCACAUUCCUGGCGCACGAGUACCCAGACCUGGUGCACAAGGUGAUCAUGAUCAACGGCGGGGGCCCCACGGCGCUGGAGCCGAGCUUCUGCUCCAUCUUCAACAUGCCGGCCUGCGUGCUGCACUGCCUGUCGCCCUGCCUGGCCUGGAGCUUCCUCAAGGCCGGCUUUGCCCGCCAAGGGGCCAAGGAGAAGCAGCUGCUGAAGGAGGGCAAGGCGUUCAACGUGUCGUCCUUCGUGCUGCGGGCCAUGAUGAGCGGCCAGUACUGGCCCGAGGGCGACGAAGUCUACCACGCCGAGCUCACCGUGCCCGUCCUGCUCGUGCACGGCAUGCACGACAAGUUCGUGCCGGUGGAGGAGGACCAGCGCAUGGCCGAGAUCCUGCUCCUGGCCUUCCUGAAGCUCAUCGACGAAGGCAGCCACAUGGUGAUGCUCGAGUGCCCGGAGACCGUCAACACCUUGCUGCACGAGUUCCUGCUCUGGGAGCCCGAGCCCCUGCCCAAGGCCCUGCCGGAGCCCCUGCCCGCGCCCGCGGAGGAGAAGAAGUAGCCGCCGGGCCGGCGGGGCAUCGCUCUCGGGGAGCGGAGCGGCAGGAAGACGAGGCCAGGCGGGGCCAGGCCAGGCCGGGAGGGCGCCCGGUCUGCAGCGCGGCGCGGGCCCGGGCGGGCGUUGGUGGCGCGCCAGGGAGCCGGGUGGACACUCCGCUCUCUGCUUCUGUCCCGCAAGACCCCGCGUCGGUGUUGC